Messenger RNA from Porites evermanni, 4031 nucleotides. The record is from the annotation of a GenBank genome assembly. NCBI's taxonomy places the organism in Eukaryota, Metazoa, Cnidaria, Anthozoa, Scleractinia, Poritidae.
UGUGGAAAUGGUUGUGGACAUCGUCCAGAGGCGAGAAUAAUAGGGGGCUCAACGGCCUCCCCUCAUUCAUGGCCUUGGCAACUAUCACUGAGGAUCAUGAAUGGUCACUCUUGUGGGGCCUCCCUUAUCAGCCCCAGAUGGGCCAUCACAGCAGCUCACUGUGUGAUGAGAAGUAAUGACCCUCACGUGUACAGCCUUGUCGCAGGUACGUCUAUAGUGGGGCAGCUUAAUGCUAUAAGAAGGACCCGAAAACAUCAGAUUUAUUAAGGUGAAAAGUACACUUUCUCAGUAGGAUUAGACAAAUUAUAUCCGCAUAAUUCACACCACUCUAGGGAAUCCAAGAAAGUCUUAGAUUCUGGAUUCCACGCCAUAGAUUUCGAAAUCCAGGUACUGGAUUUCGGAUUCUUUGUGAGUGGAACUUGGAUUACGGAUUUCAAAGCCCAGGCUUCCAGAUUCCACAUGCAAAAAUUUACCGUAUACUAGAUUAACUAACAAAAAAUGGGUCUAAUCAUUUCGAUCACAAUGCCGGCUCGGUAUCUAACUGGAUUACCCGGCAUAAUGCGGGCAUAAUACCCACUCAUUUACGUGCAGCUUAACUGAGCACAUUUGCAAUUAUCGUUGUUUUACGGCAUUUAAAUCGCAAAAUACGUGCUCGCUUUUGAUAAUAAACAUGAAUAAAUAUAUACCAAUUUGCACAUUUAUAAAAAUUAUAAAUUUAUUAAUCCUUACUCUCAGUCAAAAGUACAAGGAGAUACAUUUAAAAUAACGCAGCUCUACGAACUAAAAGGCAGAGAUGCACCAAAGAUAAAGGUUGAUUUCAGUUGAGUCUCACACUGCACCAGUGUUGCACAGAAUCGCCUCCAAGACGGUCUUUGAUUCUGGAUUCCAAUCGUUAAUGGGAUUCAGAUUACUUGAGCUGUAUUCCGGAUUCCAAAAGCAAAAUUUUCCAUGCAGAUUCUGGAUUCCACAGGCAACUAUUUUCUGGAUUCCCUUACAUGGAGCAAACAGAACCUAUCCGAUGCGACACUCCACUGAUGCGAUCGGCACAGCGCAGCUUUGCUUCCUUACAGAAAUCGAGCCGAAAUUACCGUUGUUUUCAGUUGUGUGAGCAGAAGCCCCGUGGUGUAUGGUAUAUAGUGCAGACCCAAGAGCUAUCCAUUAGGGGCCGUCGACAUAUUCACUUUUCCCCCGCUUAACGUCAACUGAACGUUUAGGGGGGCACUUUUAAGGCAGUGGACGUUAGUGCGGGGCAUUUUUGGACACAAGCAAACUGAUGCAUUUUCAUACUAAAAUUUUACGUCAUGUGUGGAACGGCGCUCGUGACAUUAUUCAAUAGAAAGCAGGACCAAUUAAAGAAGGGAGUGUAAAUUUUGAUCUUUUAAACCCUCCCCUUAACUACUAGCAAAUGGACCUAUUCGGCUAACUCAAUGUUGUACCCAAUUCAAACCCUUUGGGAAUAAACAUUUUGUUUCAGGAAUUUCCAUAUCAUUUAAAUGUGAAUGCCACAUUAUAAUGCUAAUACAAUGCACAAAGAAUCUUAUCCCCGGGAGAUUUGAAUUGAGUACAACAUUGAGUUAGCCGAAUAGGUCUAUUGUACAUUUUACAUUGUGAUCUUUCAAACUCUAUAUUAAAAUAUGAAUUUUCUACCGGCCGUUUUAAAAGCAGUAAAUUGUGUUGAUGCCGUUGACAUCUUCACGCAAUUGCGCCAGGGGGGAGUAUUCCUUUUGGGGGAGCAGCAAAAUUUCAAGUGGACGUUAAGGAGGGGGAGGGAGGGAGGGGGUCUGACCUUAAUGUCCAGUUGACGUUAAGCGGGGGAAAAGCGAAUAUGUCGACAGCCCCUUAUAGAGUAAACAUAGCCAGUGUUCGACUAACAUUCCCUUUAUGACUAUUUCUAUAGGAGCGCACCGCAUUGAUGGAGAUGGUGUCGAAUAUCGCAUCAAUAAAAUCAUCACUCACCCUGCAUAUGGUGUCGCUUACCACAGGAAUGAUAUUGCAUUGUUGAGACUUGUCAAACCUGUAAAACUAGACUCAAAAGUUGGCACCGUCUGUUUUCCACCGAAAGGCUCACGGGUUGCCCCUGGUACUCGAUGCUGGAUAUCAGGUUCUAGUGCUAUCAGCGUUAGGUUCAAAUCACACAGAGAAUACAUAUACAGAUCAGUGUGAAAAAUCUUCCUUUGCAUUUGCAUUUUGGGUUUAAAACCCCAAUAUUAAGCUACAACUUCACCAUACCUGAUCUCCAUGCAUUUUCACACUCCUCCGUAACAGACCCAGUGGAAUCUAUGUCUUCACUGAGUUCUCGAAGAAAACGUCACAGGGUUGGUCUUUUUUCCACUGGGUUUUUCUUCUUAGCUGUGUACUUCCCAUAAAGCGGAAAGGGGUGGCCAUAAUCUAAGAUCUUGUAAGACUAACCCAGCGCACCUCAGAAUACCUGUAUCACGCACUGUUAGGCACAAACAAUCAUUUAUUCCUAGAGGUGCUAAUCUUAACUUAAUUUGAUAUGUAUAUAUAAUAUGUAGUGUUUUGAAUUUUUAUUGUAAUAUUACCGUAAUUCUUAUCGCCAAAGGUAAUAAAUAAAGGUUAUUAUUAUUAGCUGGGAAGAAACAAACUUUUCGCCGGGUAUCGGGGGGUAGGGGGGUGCCUCAAUUAUCACUGGGUAGGGUUUCACUGGGUCUGUUACAAAGGGGUGUAUUUCCAGUAAAGGCCGAGUUGAAAGAAUUUGAUAAAAGAUCAAGGCAUUUACCCUUUGGUGAUCAUUUUAUUAAUUCUAAUGGCCUUGUUUCUUGAUAAUGUAUUUCGAGAAAAUUUGAUGUUGCUCACACCUAGGAAUUUUUACAGAUAUCUCGACGCAAUCUUAAGAUGUAUGGUCAUAGCGAUUUUUCGUACGUUGCACCAUGGUUAUGGAAUUCCCUUUCCGAUGAUAUGAGGAAUUGCGAGUCGUUUACCACUUUUAAAACUAAGUUUAAUACCUUUCUCUUUAAACCUAUUUUUAUUUAAUAUUGUAUUAUGAAAUUAUUUGUAAUAGAACCUUUUAUUGUUAAUUAACAGUGUUUUAAGUUGCCUAUUUUAAAUUUCUGAUAUUGUAAAGCGAUGUUGUAUACUUUGUAGCAGGAGCACUAUAUAAAUUAUCGAAUUAUUGAACUUAGGUUGGGGUACAGAGCGCUAAAAUAACAUAAAGCAAAGUAAAUAAAUAACGGCACGAUUUAGAAUAGAGACUAGGAUAAUUUUUUUUUAAACAUUUUUAUAAGACGGGGACCGCAACAUGAUCGUCUUUGACUGGUAAAGAAAAUCCAUACCUGAUAUCUCUUUCGUCAACGUGGAAACUGGGGUUUUUGGUUGGUUAUUUUCUCUCAUAAAGAUUCGAGGCAUUAUAUAGAACAGGUGGCAAAGAAGGACGAAACAUAGAUUGUGAAACAAAAACUAGGAAAACCAAUAAGACAUCCUAUUAAUAAGAGAAAAAGGAAAACUUGAUGAAGGACGCACAUCCUUCAGUCUUGGUCAGGUAACGUGACUCGAAUUUGCAAUGAAGAAAUCAACGAAUACAAGGCACAAACAAUGACGAUAGCUGGAUUCACAACCCGCCAACAAACUGACUGGUGGUAAAAUAUUGGCUACUUGUUACAUUAAAACCAAUGAAAUACCCCUGGAAAGGGUGACAGUUGUUCUGGCUACAUAAUAAAUAGCGCCCUUUGCAUAUUACAGUGAUUAGUUUUUAUAUAAUAAAUAGGACAUUCCAUGGCCGUUUGGAGGUAUAGAAUUUCUCUUCAAGUGAUGAAAUUAGAUAUUUCCGCGAGGUCAUGUAAUAUCCUCUAUUUAAAUAUAAUUACAGAUCCUAAAUUAAAGUGACUCUAUUUAUUUUUUUGUUUGUUAGCGGUGAACCCCUGGUGUGUGAAGAGAAGGGCAGUUGGAUUCUCCGAGGUGUCACUUCGUGGGGUCAUGAGAAGUGCAAAACCGAUCACUACAACGUAUACACUCGUGUCAGCUUCUACAUCUCUUGGAUUGAGAAUCAGAUUGCAAGUGAGUCAAGGCAUUAA